Messenger RNA from Anopheles nili, 1977 nucleotides. RefSeq names its product U1 small nuclear ribonucleoprotein 70 kDa (gene snRNP-U1-70K). The transcript has 6 exons. Gene Ontology annotation, cellular component: U2-type prespliceosome; U1 snRNP; precatalytic spliceosome. The record is from RefSeq and is a predicted model, not a curated record. Gene Ontology annotation, molecular function: mRNA binding; U1 snRNA binding. Gene Ontology annotation, biological process: mRNA splicing, via spliceosome. Bases 1 to 1284 code for a protein of 427 amino acids. NCBI's taxonomy places the organism in Eukaryota, Metazoa, Arthropoda, Insecta, Diptera, Culicidae.
AUGACGCAGUAUUUACCACCGAACUUGCUUGCCCUCUUUGCUCCCCGCGAUCCUAUUCCGUACCUGGCACCACCAGACAAGCUUCCGCAUGAAAAGAAAUCCCAGGGCUACUUGGGAGUCGGAGGAUUCCUCGAUUGUUUCGAGGAUCCCAAGGACACACCUCCUCCUACGCGCGUUGAAACUCGUGAGGAGCGCCUAGAAAGGCGUCGCAGGGAACGAGCCGAACAGGUUGCGUACAAGCUCGAGCGAGAAAUAGCUACAUGGGAUCCGAACCAGCUGCUGGAAGCGACGGAAGAUCCGUUCAAAACUCUGUUCGUUGCUCGCAUUAAUUAUGACACAUCAGAAUCGAAGCUUCGACGAGAGUUUGAAAUUUACGGUAAUAUUAAGAAAAUUAUCAUGAACAACGACAAGGAAACGGGCAAGCCGCGUGGAUACGCUUUUAUUGAGUAUGAACAUGAACGGGACAUGCAUGCGGCCUACAAACACGCGGAUGGUAAGAAAAUAGACGGUAAGCGUGUCCUGGUGGACGUAGAGCGAGCCCGCACAGUGAAAGGAUGGCUCCCACGAAGACUCGGUGGUGGAUUGGGUGGUACGCGACGUGGUGGUCCCGACGUGAACAUCAAGCACUCUGGCCGCGAGGACAACGAGCGCGAACGGGAACGUUACCGACUCGAGCGCGAACGGGAGGAUCGCGAUCGUCGGGAACGGGAUCGGCCGGAAAAUCGGUUUGAACGACGUAGAUCUCGUUCUCGUGAUCGCGAUCGGCGCCAUCGGAGUAGAUCGAAAGAUCGCAACCGGCGCCGUCGUAGUCGCGAACGUGAGAUGGAAGAACGUGGCGACCGGUGGGAUAAGGAUCGUGAGCGUGAGCGCGAGCGGAGCAGAGAUCGGGACAAGGAUCGGAAACGGAAGCGUAGCCGCUCGCGCGAACGCGAUCGAGCCGAAAAGAACCGGCACAAGCGCAGUGAACGCGAUCGUGGAGGCGAUCGUGAUCGGGGUGAACGUGGUGGUGGUGGCCCAGGGAAUAGCGGUGGCGAGCGCAAGGAACGUAAACCUGACUUCCGCGAUGGGGAGAUCAAGAUCAAGGAGGAACCGAUCGAUGAUUAUCCCGACUACAGUGCCCAAUACUCGCAGUACCAGUCGCAGGUUAAGUAUGAGGAUGGUGAAGAGGAGAAGUAUCAUCCGCACGAGCACGAACCUCCGCAUCUUCGAGCGGACAAUGGACGCGGCUAUACCACCAACAAUGGGGACGAUGAUGGUGAUUAUGACAACGGUCAGGGCUACUAAUCGAAGGACUGCGUGGCGAAGGACACGCAGCUGGCGGGUAUCAUUGUUCCCGAAUUCUGGGAAAACACCCGCACGGCUAUGGUCCGCGCACAAGAAAAGCGCCUUCCAAUUGCAGCUUCCAAUUCCAAGGGGUAACAUGCGUUCAUGCUGCUGUGUAGUUUCUUAGGUUAAAUUUUUCUUGAUAACAAAGUAUCUUUUCGUCCUCUGCCGUUCGCUGUAGUGUUGCGCACAAUGUACGAGCCGAGUUGCAUCGGCAGCCUGUAAUUUGUUGAGCUGUUUUUCUAACGCAUUUCCUGUGCAAAACGUACGCUUCGUCCAAACGACGUUAUGCCACGUUUAUUGUAGCCUGUACGCAGUGCUUUUCCAUUUCCACAAGCUGUAAAAGUGGCACUCUAUUUGAUUGAACUUUGGGAUUGUAAUGUAAUGUAAUGAUCUCGGCCUGUUGAUUAAAGGUGUCGAUUUAUGUUGUGGAUAUGCUUGUCGCGUUUGGAUACGCAACGGAGCUGGCAAUGUAAGUUAAAGUAAUGCCAAGAAGGAGGAGCAGCUUUAAGUGCACCUCGAAAUUUUCUCCUCUAAACGGAUGAGCUAACGCAUAAUCUCGUUGUGUCCGUGGGUCAGGAAGAAACUCCGGCACCGACAGAGUUUUCCCACAGUACUGUGUACGUAAACAUUUCAAUAAAUUCAUAUGCAACA